Molecule: messenger RNA, 2268 nt
Organism: Pantherophis guttatus
Lineage: Eukaryota; Metazoa; Chordata; Lepidosauria; Squamata; Colubridae
Gene: CAMK1G
Product: calcium/calmodulin dependent protein kinase IG
Biological process (GO): protein phosphorylation
Molecular function (GO): ATP binding; protein kinase activity
Source: RefSeq, a predicted model, not a curated record
CUACUGCUAAGUCAUCACCCUGUAAGAGCUUGCUUAGCUGUGAUCUCAUGAAAGGAGCCUCCUGCUUCCCUCCCCUUUAAUCUUGGUUUAUUGUUAGCAUUAAUCCCUGUAGACCUGUAGGAGCUGAACAGGCAAGUCAGAGAACAGAAGUUCCUUCGUUUUGGUCUGGGGAAAUUUCAGCUUUAACUCUGGAGAAGAUGGGUUGCAAACAAGAGGAUGACAGCACUUCUUGGAAGAAACCAACUGCCAACAUCAGAAAAACAUUCAUUUUCAUGGAAGUACUUGGAUCAGGGGCCUUUUCGGAAGUUUUCCUGGUGAAGCAUAGAACCACUGGCAAGCUUUUUGCUUUGAAGUGCAUUAAAAAGUCACCAGUCACCCAGGACAGCAACCUGGAGAAUGAAAUAGCUGUGCUGAAGAAAAUAAAGCAUGACAACAUAGUAACACUUGAGGACAUUUAUGAAAGUACAACUCACUAUUACCUGGUAAUGCAGCUAGUGUCUGGAGGAGAAUUAUUUGACCGUAUUUUAGAACGAGGUGUUUACACUGAAAAGGAUGCUAGUAUUGUAAUUCAGCAAGUUCUGGAAGCAGUGCAUUAUCUUCAUGGAAAUGGGAUAGUACAUAGAGAUCUAAAGCCUGAAAAUUUACUCUACCUAACUCCAGAAGAGGACUCCAAAAUUAUGAUAACAGAUUUUGGUUUGUCUAAAAUGGAACAGAAUGGCAUCAUGUCUACAGCAUGUGGAACUCCAGGAUAUGUUGCUCCAGAAGUGUUAGAACAAAAGCCAUACAGCAAAGCUGUGGAUUGCUGGUCAAUUGGAGUUAUUACCUACAUCCUCCUGUGUGGAUACCCUCCUUUCUAUGAAGAAACAGAGUCCAAAUUGUUUGAGAAGAUCAGAGAAGGAUACUUCGAAUUUGACUCUCCAUUUUGGGAUGAUAUCUCUGAAUCAGCCAAAGAUUUCAUUUCUCAUUUACUCGAGAAGGAUCCAAAUAAGAGACUUACCUGUGAGAAAGCCCUCAGGCAUUCCUGGAUUGAUGGAAACACGGCCCUCUACUGUGACAUCUAUCCAUCUGUCAGUGUACAGAUCCAAAAAAAUUUUGCAAAAAGCAAGUGGAAGCAAGCCUUCAAUGCUGCAGCUGUGGUCCAUCAUAUGAAGAAACUACACAUGAAUGGUCAUCAUGCAGAGGACAAUGUCAAAAGCCAAGUACAAGUACAAAUUCCAUCAAAGCCUAAUACAUCAUCCAUUACUUACAAGGAACAAUCAAGUCAAGACACCAAGAAUUUGAUCCCUGUAUUAUCCUAUCAGAAUACUUCAGAUCUUCGUGACCUACAUGCCAAGAAGACAGAAAGCAAAUAUUUAGAUAACCCAGGGGGCACAUCAGUCCAUAUGACUUCUGUAACUACAAUAGACAGCCAGAGCCAUCCAAGCAGACCUUCAGUUAGCUGUACUCCAGAAGGUGGGAUGCGUGACAAAGUGAAGGCGACUUUUUGCUCAGAAGCAGUACUCAUAAAAAGAGAUGCCAAGACACAUCACUUCAACUCAGAAGUCAUUGUUCCAGUCAAAGCCACUAAUCACACCUAUUUUGGCAGUGGGCCAACUGGUGUUUGCUUGGUAAUGUGAUUGAAAAAAACCCUACCAUAAGUAUAAAACAUAUACCUUACAGAAGGGCUGCUUGAUACUCCUAUUGAAAACUGACCAUCAAAAAUCAACGAUGCAGAAAAGGAAGGCCUGCUUUGAACAAUGCCAUGGAGGAUUGUGUUCCUAGAUGCCCAUAGCCGAUAUUUUCUAUACAGCACAUCCAUAGAACUGAGAGUUCAUAUGUUCAACUAUCUUGAAAUAUUAGAGGGUUGUUUCAUAUAAACUGGAAAACAAUUCUUAAAAGAAAGGUUCUGUAAUCAGUGGAUAAACACAAUCAAACUCUUUCCUUUAUCGGGAGGGUGGGGAUACAUGUUUGUACAUCUGUGCUUGUUCAGUAGAAUAAAGAGCAAUUGCAAGGGGUGCAGUGUUGUUUUUGUGUUGAGUCCAUUAGAGCAGUUGGUUGAAGCAGAAAAUAUCCCGUGCUGGCUUGCUUGUGGCCCUUUAAUUCAUAAUACAGAAGCAAUUUGCUCAGAGUGCUUGUUGACACUGCCAUUUGUUCCAGCACAGUUUGCAUGAGUUGAUUCCACAGGAAGGAAGGGGGCACUGUCUCUACUUCAUUCAUUAAUUUCUGCUUGUCAGUUCUGGAAUUGUACAUGUAAUAUACAUUGUUCAAUAAAGUUUGUCGGUUCUUAAA